AUGCUGGACGAAUCGGAUAGCGAGUACAUUCGAUUUGAUUCCCGAUUGGCCGUAUUGUUGGCCCAUGGCCAAGUUCAGGAAAUGCAUGACUUUCGUUACUACGGCAAUACCACCGCCAUGCCGUCCGCGUUGCCGACGGUACACGACCACAAUUACAACCUCAUUCCCGUUGGAGCACAAGCCUUUGGAUGGUUUCUAUCUGCGGCUCUCAUGACAAUGAGUCUCGGAUGGAUCGUAUGGGUACAACAACAUCAAACAGCCGUCAUUGUACAGGCCAGUCAGCCCGUGUUCCUCUAUCAAGUCUGUGUGGGGACGUGGCUCAUGGCGGCCGCUAUCAUCCACAUGGGCUUUCAGGGGACGGAACCCACAAUGGGGUUGAAUACGGCGUGCAUGUUCAUUCCAUGGUUGGUCUUUGUGGGAUUUGUUGUGUCACUGUCGGCACUCUUCAGCAAGGCGUGGCGACUGAACCAGAUUGUCAAAUCGGGGGUACAAAUGCGACGAGUACAGGUUCAGGUGGUCGAUGUCAUUUGGCCCUUUGUCUUGCUCAUGACCAUCAAUGUCACGCUACUCACGGCCUGGACCAUUGUAGCGCCAUUGGAAUAUAUCCGCGAAAAUGAUCCUCACAAUGUCGACAUGUUCGGACGACACGUGGAAUCUUUUGGAGCCUGCAAAGUCAAUCCGGACAAUUCCGUGAGUCCGCUGUGGUUUCAAAUACCCAUCUUCUUGGUGAACGUUGCGACCUUGGGCAUUGCCACGUAUCAAAGUUACAAGUCACGGCAUUUACCCACAGAGUUUUCCGAAUCGAGCUACUUGGCCAUUAGCAUGGCCAGUUUGCUGGAGUCAUUGUUACUGGGUGGACCCAUCCUGUUUGUAACCUUGGACAAUCCAACAGCCUUCUUUGUGGUGGGAUCCGGUCUCUUGGCUGUUUGUUGCCUCUGCAUCUUGCUGCCAGUGUUCAUCCCCAAGUUCCAGAAACGGAAUGAAGCCAGUCUCGCCACCACCCUAAGGGACUCUAUCGUCAGUGCUUCCAUGAGAAAGAUGUCGUCUGCGCGCGGUGGCCUCGACAGCAGCCUUCGAAGCAGUCACGGCUUUAACGCAACCAGUUCCAGCAACUUUAGUCGGGAAUUUCAACAACAUCCACAUCAAUACUCUCCGCCACCGAGUCACGGCACCCGAUCUGCUCCUGUGAGUGCGGACAGUUGGAACGUUACAACCUCUCAGUUCAGUGACGACGCACAGAGCCACGAUAGCGACAUUGACAUUUCGGAUACUCCCAAGAAGAGGGAGCCGUGGGGACGGAUGAGCAUUAAGCGUACCGCGAGUGACAAGCCCGUGACCGCCACCAGCAACGGGAGUUCGGAGAAGAAUCGCACAUCAUCAAACCAGAGCAAUCGUGGAAGUCGUGCACCCUCGACUCUGGUGAGUCGAAGUCAGUGCAGCAGCAUGCCGGAGAUCAUGGAGGAGGAUGAAAUACGCGACGACAAUGUGUAA
Molecule: messenger RNA, 1491 nt
Organism: Seminavis robusta
Lineage: Eukaryota; Bacillariophyta; Bacillariophyceae; Naviculales; Naviculaceae
Source: the annotation of a GenBank genome assembly